AUGACCGUCCCCAACAUUGGGGACAUCUUGGUGCUGUCGCAGAAGGCUUGGAAGAUUGGACGCACCUUUUCUGCUUGCCAAAAGAAUGCGCCAGUGGAGCUUCAAUAUGUUGAGACGGAAAUCGGCAGCCUCGCAAAAUCAUUGGCAUCAUUGGCAGAGACGCUGCACGCGGAGUCCGUGCGGCAGUUGCUACAGGACGCUGACCAGGAAAUAAGAUAUGGCGUUGGUACCAUCCUAAGGUCUUGUCAACGGACAGUAGAUGAUCUUGACUCGCUGAUCGACCAAUACCAAGUCAUCAAGAAGCACCGCACAGUUGGAGGGUUCGCAAUUGAGCGCUCGUGGAGCGAUCUGCGGACAGUUUUCGACAUCGACCAAGAAAACAUCACCUCUUCCAAGGACACCGGAAAUAGCCGCGGUACGCUCGUCGAAUACUCGCACCGGAUAAACCAGGACGACCCAAGAGACGUCGAAAUGAUCCAGGCUUCUGAAGAGUGCAGAAUCGCCGUAGUACGGAAACGCAUAACCGACCCUGAGACGAAGGCAGUGCGCGUCGUGACAUCCGUAUGGGCGUUUAGCGACGACAACACCACCCGCGUGGAGCUACGUAUGGAAGACGACCAGAUGUACAUACCGUACUCCAGCUACUUCAACCCAGCCAAAGCCUCCAUCACAGUUCUCUGCGAGCUCAUAUUUCACGACGUCAAGCACGGCAAUCGGCCAGUGCGUGUAGAAAAGACUAGCUGGGUCAACUACGUCUUCGACUCACCACAAGCGGCCGCACUCUUCCAAAACGAACUUAUGGGCCGCACUCUACUCGCGACAUUCCGCACAGAGAAAACAAUGCGCAUCCACGAAGGCCUCUCCAAAUCCUUCUCCUACGCCGAGCAAAUGUGCGGCCUGGAAAACCUCCGCGUCUGGGAAGACAACGACACAGGCGCCAUCAUCGCCCUAAUCCAUUUCUCCGCCGACUUCCGAAACGGCUACUUAGCCUUCUACCUCAACUCCUCCGUCAACCCUAUCAAAGUGAAAGACGGCGGGGACAGGGAGGUGAAGAUCAAAGGGCUGAGAGUGCCGAUUGAUCGAGGCGAUCGCGCGAUGAGGAAGGACAGUUUUGCGGAAGCUGCCACUGCUUCUGUUACAGGGAAAGGUAAGGAGAAAGUGGGGGCUGGGAAGAGUGUGGACAAGGGGAAGGUUAUCAGCGGGGCGAAGAUUGAGUUUGCGACGGAGAUGGAGAAGAGGGAGUUUUUGGAGAUGUGUAGCGAGAUGCAGAGGGAGUUGAUUGAGUUGCCGGAUUUGUUGGGGGUUAAUUGA
Alternaria novae-zelandiae is the source of this 1311-nucleotide messenger RNA. RefSeq lists its product as uncharacterized. Bases 1 to 1311 code for a protein of 436 amino acids. The record is from RefSeq and is a predicted model, not a curated record. NCBI's taxonomy places the organism in Eukaryota, Fungi, Ascomycota, Dothideomycetes, Pleosporales, Pleosporaceae. The transcript has 4 exons.